Molecule: messenger RNA, 2696 nt
Organism: Botrytis cinerea B05.10
Lineage: Eukaryota; Fungi; Ascomycota; Leotiomycetes; Helotiales; Sclerotiniaceae
Exons: 5
Coding region: 1043-2386 (447 amino acids)
Biological process (GO): transmembrane transport
Cellular component (GO): fungal-type vacuole membrane
Molecular function (GO): transmembrane transporter activity
Source: RefSeq, a predicted model, not a curated record
GAUCACAAAUCCACAAAUUCAAACAACAUGUGGUAUGGCUAUUGAUACUUUGCAAAUCGCAACAAGCAGCAUAAGUCUCACCGACAUUCUAUCCAUCUCGUUUUGCCACUUGGAGGUAGUAUCGCUCCGACGAAAUAGACGCCCAUUGAAAUUAUCAUACGGAACUCACACCCGCCUCUGUAUAGCCGUAUCACAAUUGGUGGAAUAUCGCACUCCUCGAUCUGGACCUGUCUCGACCACAUCUCCAGGGCCCUGCUGGCCUUAUAUCGAGGAAAGCACGCCACGAGCCACCAAUAAGGGGUUUCCCAUUACGAUGUACAUCCUACAUGCGCCGCGUAGAGAUCCUUAUACAGACCCCGUCUAGAUCGUCCACCGGGAUAUUUAAUCCUUGUAGGGAGGGGUCUUGUUUUCUCCGGCUAGCCGCAGCAGUAUCCUGCAACGUUAACAUUGUGCGAGAGACGCUAGUGUGGAUAGCGUAAGAAUCGACUACUCUGCUCUACGCGAGAUGCGAAUCCAUGUGCAGGAUAAUCAAUGUAAGAAUUAGAAGGCGUGAUUUUCGUAGAAUCUAGAUCGAGACUUUAUGAAUUGCUAGGGUCGUCAACGGAGGUAACAUCGUCUCGUUGUUAAGUUUUCAGAAUGUAUAUGCGUUGGUGUGAUGUGGACUUUGGAAUCCCUAUGCACGAUGGUUACUGUAAUUGGCAUUGUCGCCGAUGCUUGCCAUGGGCUGGAGUAAGAUACAGUUGAACCUUGCAGUGGGAGAAUCUCUAAAUAGAUGCAUGAAAAAAAAGGCACUUGUCGUUUUCUAUGUAAUCACCGAGGUCGUUGAAUUAUCCGCUUCUAUUUCCUUUUCGUCUUUUCUCAUUCUCAUUACUUACCUGUCUGAUCCUGAAUAUCAGCUGUUCGACAAGAAGCAUCUUUUCGAGGCAUUGCUAGAUUCAUCUAUUCAUCAUCAUCAUCAUCAUCAAAAAAGAAGUUUUACAAUCAAGUGAAUCAGUACAUCUAGUGACCAAGUCGCACUAUCUCAUCAAUCGACUCCAUCAAAAUGACCGAGAAGGAAGAAUUUGAAGUCUAUCCAGAAGCUCUGAAUGAAACUGAGGAUGACAUCAUCAAACCCGAGACUAUCAAAGAAAGAAGUCUGAGGGUACUCUCCCGAACAAAAAGCGCAGCGAGCUGGAAAGAUCCCGGCCCUCCUCCAGAUGGCGGAGUUGUCGCGUGGACGCAAGUCUUGGUGGGCCAUUUGAUCAUCAUGAAUACCUGGGGCUUCAUAAACUCGUUUGGUGUCUUUCAAGAGUACUAUAUCGAUUUUCUUGGUCGUUCCCCAUCGGAUGUAUCGUGGAUUGGGAGUAUCCAGGUAUUUCUCGUGUUCUUUAUUGGAACUUUUACUGGCCGUCUUACCGACGCAGGCUAUUUUCGUCCUGUUUUUUUGGUUGGGACUGUACUCAGCGUGAUAGGCAUGUUUAUGGCCUCCCUAUCCACGAAGUACUGGCAACUAUUCCUUGCUCAGGGAAUCUGCUGUGGUCUCGGUAAUGGGUGUUUGUUCUGCCCAGCGCUAUCAGUUGCAUCUACAUAUUUCUCAAAAAACAAGAUGUUAGCCGUCGGCAUUUGUGCAUGUGGUAGUGCUACCGGAGGCUUGAUCUUCCCAGUCAUGUUUCAACAACUAAUCACACCUCUUGGCUAUGGAUGGACCAUGCGAAUCUUCGGGUUUUUCACCACAGGCUGCUUGACAAUCUGUAACAUACUAGCGAAACCGAGGCUUCCGCCUCGUAGAACAGGUCCUAUUAUUGAGCUUGCCGCCUUCAAAGAAGCAUCAUACACCUUGUUUGCCAUGGGAAUGUUUCUAGUCUUUUGGGGCGUCUAUUUUGCAUUCUACUACUUGAGCUCUUUCGGAGUCGACAUCAUCAACAUUCCCCAGAAAGAAUCGUUCAACAUGUUUCUGAUCCUCAAUGGCGUUGGCAUUAUAGGCCGCACUGUCCCCGCAUAUUUAGCAGACCGAUACACAGGUCCCAUGAACAUCCUCCUCAUGGUCACCGUAGCAUGUAUCAUAUGUGCAUAUGCAAUGAUCGGUGUUACAUCUCGAGGAGGUCUCUACGCAUGGGCAGUGGUAUAUGGAGUUGUUGGAAAUGCUCUUCAGAUGAUGUUUCCGGCAACAUUGAGUAGCUUGACCACGGAUCUGAAGAAAGCGGGUGUGAGAAUGGGAAUGAUUUUUACAAUCGUGAGCUUCGCAGUGCUGACAGGUCCACCCAUCGCUGGUCUUUUGAUCACGAGAGAUGAUGGUAGCUACCUGUAUGCCCAGCUGUUCGCGGCAACAUCUCUGCUGCUAGGAUUCUUUUUCCUCUGCGCAGCUAGAUUUGUGGUGACGGGCAAAGUCUUACUUUACAAGAUCUAGGAUUCAAGGUAUAUACAAUGACGCGAACACGCCAUAUCAUGUUGGAUUUCAAUGCUACAAUACGGUCAAUCGGAAACAGAGCUUUUCCAUGUCUAUGCAGGCACGUCGGCAAUGUAGAUAGCAUAAAUAUCGCGCCUAAGAUCAAACUCUUCACAUCAUCCACAACCAACCAGUUGCAUAUAACAGCACUUCUACCAUCUACAACACCUUGGAUCAUUAUAGAGGAGCAUACGUUGAACACAAAAUAUUGAAAGUCGAAAAAAGAAACGAGAUAUCAUACUUAACAGAAAAAAUUCGAAUGUUUUCCCCA